This is a messenger RNA of Odobenus rosmarus divergens (Pacific walrus), 1688 nucleotides long. RefSeq names its product wingless-type MMTV integration site family, member 10A (gene WNT10A). The record is from RefSeq and is a predicted model, not a curated record. Gene Ontology annotation, cellular component: extracellular region. The coding region runs from base 435 to 1688 and encodes 417 amino acids. Gene Ontology annotation, biological process: neuron differentiation; multicellular organism development; canonical Wnt signaling pathway. Lineage: Eukaryota; Metazoa; Chordata; Mammalia; Carnivora; Odobenidae. The transcript is spliced from 4 exons. Gene Ontology annotation, molecular function: cytokine activity; frizzled binding.
CACAGACAGCGCCGCCCCCCCACAACCCCCCCCUCCCGCCUCGCACGCCCUCGGAAGUGCAGGCUCGCGGCGCUGCUCUGGGGGGCUCCCCGGCACCCCAGCCUCUCGCCCCCAGCCCGCAGCACCUCCGGGCCCCCCCCCACCCUCGAGAGGUACCAGGAGUUGUCGCAGGGGGGCCUCGGGAAAUUCCCUGGACCCCUGUGCCAGGAGGUGCCCGGUGCGCCCGCCCGCCCCCCCACCCCGAGGGCGGUGCCCGGGGGCGCUGCCCCAUGGAGCGGGGAGGCGGGCGCCGUCUGCUCCCGGAGCCGUGACCCGAGUCGGAGCUGUGUGUCGCAGCCGCCCCGACCCCCGCGGAUCAUGCGCCGUCGCCCCUGGCCCGCCGGUCCCGCCGGGCUGUGAGCCCCCCACUCCUGGCCCGUGACGGCCCGCGCGCCAUGGGCAGCACCCACCCUUGCCCCUGGCUGCGGCUCCGACCUCGGCCCCAGCCGCGGCCCGCGCUCUGCGCGCUCCUGUUCUUCCUACUGCUGCUGGCUGCCGCCGUGCCCAGGUCUGCACCCAACGACAUUCUGGGCCUCCGCCUCCCCCCGGAGCCCGUGCUCAAUGCCAACACAGUGUGCCUGACAUUGCCGGGCCUGAGCAGGAGGCAGAUGGAAGUGUGUGUGCGCCACCCUGACGUGGCUGCCUCCGCCAUCCAGGGCAUCCAGAUCGCCAUCCAUGAGUGCCAGCACCAGUUCCGGGACCAGCGCUGGAACUGCUCCAGUCUGGAGACUCGCAACAAGAUCCCCUACGAGAGUCCCAUCUUCAGCAGAGGUUUUCGAGAGAGCGCUUUCGCCUACGCCAUCGCCGCCGCCGGGGUUGUGCACGCGGUGUCCAAUGCUUGCGCCCUGGGCAAACUGAGGGCGUGCGGUUGCGACGCCUCCCGGCGCGGGGACGAGGAGGCCUUCCGCAGGAAGCUGCACCGCCUGCAGCUGGACGCGCUGCAGCGCGGUAAGGGCCUGAGCCACGGGGUCCCGGAACACCCAGCCCUGCCCCCUGCCAGCCCGGGCCUGCAGGACUCCUGGGAGUGGGGCGGCUGUAGCCCCGACGUGGGCUUCGGGGAACGCUUCUCUAAGGACUUUCUGGACUCCCGGGAGCCUCACAGAGACAUCCACGCGCGCAUGAGGCUCCACAACAACCGAGUUGGGAGGCAGGCGGUGAUGGAGAACAUGCGGCGGAAGUGCAAGUGCCACGGCACGUCAGGCAGCUGCCAGCUCAAGACGUGCUGGCAGGUGACGCCGGAGUUCCGCGCCGUGGGGGCGCUGCUGCGCAGCCGCUUCCACCGCGCCACGCUCAUCCGGCCGCACAACCGCAACGGCGGCCAGCUGGAACCUGGCCCCGCGGGGGCCCCCUCGCCCGCCCCGGGCGUGCCGGGGCCGCGGCGCCGCGCCAGCCCCGCUGACCUGGUCUACUUCGAGAAGUCGCCCGACUUCUGCGAGCGCGAGCCGCGCCUGGACUCGGCGGGCACCGUGGGCCGCCUGUGCAACAAGAGCAGCGCCGGCCCCGACGGCUGCGGCAGCAUGUGCUGCGGCCGCGGCCACAACAUCCUGCGGCAGACGCGCAGCGAGCGCUGCCACUGCCGCUUCCACUGGUGCUGCUUCGUCGUCUGCGAGGAGUGCCGCAUCACCGAGUGGGUCAGCGUCUGCAAGUGA